CCACAACCAUUUAGAUUUAUUGUAACAUCCCUGGUGCCCUCCAUUAUCUAUUUUCACAGUAGGAAUGUAGUCUUGGUAAGUGGAAACAUGGGGAGAUUAGAAAUACUGCCUAAAAGGUGUCAAGAGCACUGGGAGUGGGGGCGAGGGAGGGAGGAAGGAAGGUAAGUUUGAUCAUAUAACUUGGGAAAACUUAGGUGGAAAUUUAUUGUUUUUAUUAUUAUUUUUGUUAUUAUUAUAAUUGGUAUUUUUUAAAGGUCAGGGUAUAACAAUAACUUUGUUUCUAGGGAAACAAGACAAAUAUUUGUCAUCUGAGCUCAGGUCAGUGGGGAUUGGGAUAGAUUAAAAUCAGGAAACCUCCUGACCUCUAAUCUCUGCUGGCCCCUUGGGAGACUCAUUCAUUCAGGCAUUCAGGAUUCAGAGGACCAUGUGAAGUGGUUCAAUAUAUGGAAGAUUCGUUCCUUUUACAUAGCUAUCUCUUCACCAGAGCUUCAGGCUGGGACAGAGUCUCAUGCAGGUCUCAGGUCUGGGCAGGCUGAAGUCUUAUGGUGAUGCUUUUGAUUACAACUAUGGAGUCUGCCUUCUGAGAAUACUAGGGGGACUGAGUGUGACUCCUCGUCGCCGAGUCCAUGAUAAAUUGGGGAGGUCAGGGAUUGGAAGUGAAUCUCGUGUUUUUGGACUCUGAAGGAACAGAUGCCUUGGAGAAAGGGGAAGGGGCCACUAAAUACAGAGAAGGGUUGACAGUACUGAUCCCCUACUUGCUGACUCACUGGAAGAAGUGGACUAAAUGCCCUUUUCAUGUUUUUGUGAGCAGCCCUCCCGGAUGCCUAGAGGAGAAGCACAGAGAUCCACUCUCUCCUCAGCAGAUUCCAUCUAGGCUUCCAGGAGGUGGAAGUGCUUCCUGAACUCACAGGCAAACCAAAGGAGAAAAGGUUCUUCAGAGACCGAGAAGGGUUAGGAAUGGCAGGGGUACACUCCGCCCCAACUCCCCAAUUUACUGACCGGUGCCUGGAGGAGUGAGGCACUGCGUCUCCUCUACGCCCUCCUGCACUCUUCUUGCCCUUCUCUUCAUUCGACGGUCUUUAGUUGCUGCUUGAAGAAUGGAGUCGAAUGUAAGGCACUAAGAUAGACAGCCCCCAAGUUGAGAGGACCUCCCAGGAGAUACGUAUUCGAGUCACAUGGAGGGGCGGGCUCGACGCAACCCGACUCAACCUAUCCCCGCCGGUUCCUUAACGCGGAAGUCCAAGAUCCCGGACCGUGUGACCAAGACCAACUAACCCACGUGGGAGAAUCGCGCCUUCUGCUCUUUGUGUUUGGGGGCCAGUAUUCUCUUACGUUGGGCUACAGGGAGCUUGAGCCGAGGGGCGUUGUUCUGGGCCAGAAGGAUGCCAAAGCGAGGGAAGAAGGAAGUAUCAGUGAAGGAUGGGAUCAGUGAGGAGGAGUCAGAAACUAAAGAGCCUGAGCCUAAGAAGACUAAGAAGGGUGCAAAAGAGAAGGAUGCAGCUGGAGAAGGAUCUGCCUUGUAUGAGGACCCCCCAGACAAGAAAACCUCACCUAGUGGCAAAUCUUCUACCCUCAAGAUUUGUUCUUGGAAUGUGGAUGGGCUUCGGGCCUGGAUCAAGAAAAAGGGUUUGGAUUGGGUAAAGGACGAAGCCCCUGACAUCCUUUGCCUCCAAGAGACCAAAUGUUCAGAGAGCAAGUUGCCACCUGAGCUUCAGGACUUGCCUGGUCUUACCUACCAGUACUGGUCAUCACCCAACGAUAAAGAAGGAUACAGUGGUGUGGGUCUUCUUUCUCGCCAGUGCCCACUCAGUGUCACAUAUGGCAUUGGUGAAGAGGAGCAUGAUCAGGAGGGUCGGGUGAUAGUGGCGGAGUUUGAGGCAUUUGUGCUGGUGACAGCCUAUGUGCCCAAUGCAGGACGGGGACUGGUUCGUCUGGAAUACCGACAACGAUGGGAUGAAGCAUUUCGCAAGUUUUUGAAGGGGCUAAAUGCCAAAAAGCCACUUGUGCUCUGUGGAGACCUCAAUGUGGCCCAUGAAGAGAUUGACUUGCGUAACCCCAAAGGGAACAAGAAAAAUGCUGGUUUUACUCCACAGGAAAGACAAGGUUUUGGGGAACUACUCCAGGCAGUGCCAUUAACUGAUAGUUUCCGUCAUCUCUAUCCAGAGGCCGCUUAUGCUUACACUUUUUGGACCUACAUGAUGAAUGCCAGAGCCAAGAAUGUUGGCUGGCGGCUUGACUACUUUUUAUUGUCCCAGGCCUUACUCCCUGCCCUGUGUGAUAGUAAGAUUCGGUCCAAAGCCCUAGGUAGUGACCAUUGUCCCAUCACCCUCUUGCUGGCAUUGUAAUUUGAUUUAAACUAGGUUCUUAAGCUCCCAGAAAUCCAAGACUGUUUCUUUAAUUUUGAGAAUGCUAUCAUUGACUAGUUUUUGAAAUAUCUCUGAGAAUAAAGAACUGUAGAGGUCCA
This is a messenger RNA of Gracilinanus agilis (Agile Gracile Mouse Opossum), 2464 nucleotides long. RefSeq names its product apurinic/apyrimidinic endodeoxyribonuclease 1 (gene APEX1). Gene Ontology annotation, molecular function: phosphoric diester hydrolase activity; endonuclease activity; double-stranded DNA 3'-5' DNA exonuclease activity. The record is from RefSeq and is a predicted model, not a curated record. NCBI's taxonomy places the organism in Eukaryota, Metazoa, Chordata, Mammalia, Didelphimorphia, Didelphidae. Gene Ontology annotation, cellular component: nucleus. Gene Ontology annotation, biological process: base-excision repair. The transcript is spliced from 12 exons. The coding region runs from base 1383 to 2345 and encodes 320 amino acids.